AUGCUUUCUGAUGAAACAAUAUCUACAGCACCAUCAUCUUAUAGUGUAUCUAAUGAUACAAGUAUUAUAUUACUUAGUGAACCAGGAAUAAUUCCAUUUUUACCAAAUGUCGUUAAUUUUAUAGCACCAAAUGCAACAGAAUGUGUUUGUCAAGAUUUACAAAUUCAAGAUUAUACAUCAACAUAUGAAUGGUUUAAUUUCAUUCUUAUAAUUUUAGCAUUACCAUCAUUAUCUGUAUUUGGUGUUAUAACAAAUUUUAUAAAUUUAUAUAUAUAUUCAAGACACAAUAUGCAAAACUCAGCCAAUACAUACCUUUUAUUUCUUGGUUGUUCAGAUUUUCUUGUUAUUGUAACUGGACUUUUUAUUUUUUGGAUUGAUUCUGCACGAUCAUAUAUACAACAAUUGGCAAGAGGACCCUAUACAACAGUAUAUACACUACCAUUCGGGUAUAUGGCUCAGACAUGCUCAAUUUAUUUUACUGUUGCUGCUGCUGUUGAUUGUUAUGUAAAAGUAUGUUGGAAACGUUUUGCAGAAAAAUAUUGUACCGUUUCAACAGCUAGAAAAAUUUGUGCAUCUGUUGCUUUAGGUUCAAUAUUAUAUAAUUCAUUAAGAUUUCCACAAUUUAAUUUGAGAAGUUGUUUACAUACUGGUAGUCAGGAAAUUGUUAUUGAAAUUUGUCCAACCACUUUAUUUUUUACAAUAAAUACAAUAUACAAUAUAUAUAUGUAUAUGGUGUUAAUGACACUUUUACCAUUUAUGCUUCUUUUAGUAUUAAAUGCAUUUAUUGUUGUAAAACAAAGUAUAAAAAAUAAUAAUGAACAAAUUCGAAGAAUAUCCACUUCUGAAGAUGUGUUAAGUGCCAAUUCUAGUAAUCAAACAACUACAAUAGUUAAUACAAAAUCAGAAAAAAAACAAAAUGCCGGGGAUGAUACUGUUACAAUGAUAAUGGUUGUUGUUCUAUUUUUAUGUUGUAAUACAUUAGCAUUAAUAGUUAAUUUAAUAGAGACAUUCUUUGAGCCUGAUCCACUUUUACUCAAUUUUUUAUCUGAUGCCUCUAAUUUUCUUGUUAUUUUUAACUCAUCAGUCAAUUGUGUUAUUUAUAUUAUUUUCAAUAAGGAAUAUCGUGAAGAAUUUAUAAAUCUUUUUUCAAAUUUUAACAAAUUAUGUUGUAAAAAGUCAUCAUGUAAUGAAUGUUCCUCUGAUAAUAUAAUUAUUAAAGAUACAAAAUUAAUACUUAAUAAAGAGAUACCAUCAAAUGAAGAAAAAUCAGAAGUUUCUUCACCUAUUUGGAAAUUACAAACGUUAUCUAAUGAUUUAAUUCAAAAUAACUAUAACAUUUAUAAUAAUAAUAAAUGGAAUGAAGAGAUAGCAAAAAAAUCUAAAUAUACAUCUUAUAAUCCUCAGAAUUAUGAAUUUCUUUUGGUGGAUAAUGACUUUGAAGCUGACAGUGGAUUAGGAGGAGAUUCAAAUGGAGAAUUACAAAACCAUUCAGAAUUAUAUUUAAAAUCUAUGACAAAUCAAACAUUUUCACAAAAUCAUUCUAUAUCAUUACCAAUAACAGCAUUUUCAAACAGUUCCCAUCACUACAUUCGACAUCCACUAAAUAGAUCCUACAAAAUUGAAGAUUUUUCAAAGAAAAAAAACACACCAACACAUUCAGAGUAUAAUGAAAACAAAUCAAAUCAUAGGGUCAUUUCAGUAGCAAUGACUUCAUUGUGA
Strongyloides ratti is the source of this 1719-nucleotide messenger RNA. RefSeq names its product FMRFamide receptor. The record is from RefSeq and is a predicted model, not a curated record. Gene Ontology annotation, molecular function: G protein-coupled receptor activity. The coding region runs from base 1 to 1719 and encodes 572 amino acids. The transcript is spliced from 3 exons. Gene Ontology annotation, cellular component: membrane. Gene Ontology annotation, biological process: G protein-coupled receptor signaling pathway. NCBI's taxonomy places the organism in Eukaryota, Metazoa, Nematoda, Chromadorea, Rhabditida, Strongyloididae.